UCACGUUGGACAGAUAUUGGAUCGAAAUGGAUGUUAUUUGGAUAGCUGUGACCUUAUCAGCUCUGUUUACAUAUACACUCUGUGACAAAGAGAUUUUAGCCGUGGAAAUGAAUAUACCGAAUCUGUUUUCCGGCAUGACAGCCCUAGACACAGCCUUUAAUAGCUUGCGGCACGGCAAAAAAUCAAAAAUGCCCCCUGGACAAAUAAUAGCGCAAAAACUUAUUUCGAAAAUAAAGAGUUUUACGGCAUUAGUUAAGAUGCUGCAUAGACGAGCGGCGGACCAGAUAAGGCCACAUGUUCAGUCAUAUUACGGAGCGCCUAAGCCAGCAAUAAUGAAGUACCCUAAGGACUACUACGUGAACCGAUUGAAGAUACUCCUCAAAUUGCAGGAAAAAGAAAAUCAGAGGAACAAGAAUUUAAAUCCUGAAAAUCAGUAGUAGGUAUAGAGUACCAAGAUUGCUUAGCAUUAUCGUUUAUUAAUAUUGCUGCAGUACCGGCUGUCACGCUUCCAAAAUUGCAAUAAUAUUCUCCGGUAAUUACGUAAGGUGUAACUCGUGGUCACGUCUAACAUACCACUUCUCUUA
Trichoplusia ni (cabbage looper) is the source of this 584-nucleotide messenger RNA. RefSeq lists its product as uncharacterized. The record is from RefSeq and is a predicted model, not a curated record. The coding region runs from base 27 to 437 and encodes 136 amino acids. NCBI's taxonomy places the organism in Eukaryota, Metazoa, Arthropoda, Insecta, Lepidoptera, Noctuidae. The transcript is spliced from 3 exons.